Messenger RNA from Trichomycterus rosablanca, 2775 nucleotides. It is a transcript of the gene dnajc18, whose product is annotated as DnaJ (Hsp40) homolog, subfamily C, member 18. Gene Ontology annotation, biological process: cellular response to misfolded protein. The record is from RefSeq and is a predicted model, not a curated record. Gene Ontology annotation, molecular function: Hsp70 protein binding. NCBI's taxonomy places the organism in Eukaryota, Metazoa, Chordata, Actinopteri, Siluriformes, Trichomycteridae. The transcript has 9 exons. Bases 487 to 1707 code for a protein of 406 amino acids. Gene Ontology annotation, cellular component: endoplasmic reticulum membrane.
AGGAAUGUUAUAAGGAAGAAACAUUGAGAUUAAUAACAGCUUGUCUUUGGGUGACCUUGAGAAUAGUUGGAUAGUUGAGAACCACUAAACCAACACUGUCAGUGUUUUGCCAUAAACAACACAAAGAAGUCCUUGACUGAGAACCACUGUUUUACAGAACAUAGCUGAUCAACAGAGCAGAUUUUUUAAACUUUUAAAUGUAAAAAUAAUAAUAAUAAUAAUAAUAAUAUAUUUUAAACUGUAUGACCAAGUAAAUUUUGCUCAGAAAGUGUUGACCACAAUGCACAACAGUAAAAUACCACAGGCUGCAGCAGCUGAAUGCCAUGUAAGGACAGUUUUGGUGCUUUCCUAUUGGUUAUCACUGAGAUUCCGGUUCCUGUAAGCAAUGGCCGCUGCUGGCUAGUAGUAGCAGCAUUAAGCCGUGUGUCCGUCUCUUAGUGAGGUGUAACCAGUAUAGUAGCGGUACAGGCUGUAUGCAGGGUAGAGAUGCCGAUGUUUGGAUCUGAUAAAGAAGAAUCAGACAGACUGAUAGAGAAAGCCAAGUUCUGCCUGAGAUCUGGACGGAAAGAAAAAGCCCUGCAGCUCUUAUACGAAGCACAGAAGAUCUACCCCAGCACCAGAGCCCGAGUGCUCAUUGAUGCCAUUGUGAAGAAUGGCAGUGCAGCAGCCCCCGAAACUGAACGUACGUACACGCCACCGCCUGGCUGGAGGAACACAGAUGAUGACAGUCCUGUCCAGCACCAGCGUCGCAGUACUGGAGGGGCUGGCGAGGGAUCCAGCGAUGAUAAGAAGACCUAUACUGAAGAGCAGAGGCAGGGAGUUCUCAGGAUACAAAAAUGUAAAGACUUUUAUGAGAUUCUUGGAGUGCCGAAGAAUGCUAGUGAUGAGGACCUGAAAAAGGCUUAUCGAAAGCUGGCUUUGCGCUUCCACCCAGACAAGAAUUGUGCUCCUGGGGCCACUGAUGCAUUUAAAGCUAUUGGUAAUGCCUACGCAGUGCUGAGUAACUCAGAGAAGAGGCAGCAGUACGAUCAAUAUGGAGAACAGGGUGCCACAGAAACAGCGAGUCAUUCUUCCGCUCAGCCGCGAUACACACAUGCAUACCAUCGUACUUUCCACAGGGAUUUCGAACCCGAUAUCUCACCCGAAGAACUUUUCAACAUCUUUUUUGGUGGCAGGUUUCCAACAGGCAAUAUUCAUGUAUACACGAACAGAGGAGCUUCUUAUUCGCAGUUCUAUCAGCCACGCAGACGCCGUGCAUUUGAGAGACGAGAAGAAGAGGUACAGGAGAACCGCAGCCAGAAUUCGUUCACAGCCAUCCUGCAGCUUCUGCCCGUCCUGGUGCUGAUCCUCAUCUCUGUGAUAACCCAGCUGAUGGCAACCAGUCCUCCAUACAGCCUCUUCUACAAACCCUCCAUGGGAUUGGUGGUGUCCAGGGAAACGCAGAACAUGGGUGUACAGUACUACGUGGAUAAGAGCUUUGAGAAGGAGUACCGUGGGGUGGCUCUGGAUGAACUGGAGAAGACCAUAGAGAACGACUAUAUAGACCAUUUACAAAACAGCUGCUGGAAAGAGAAGCAACAGAAGUCGGAUCUGGCUAACCUGGGCCAGCUGUACCGUGAUGAGCGACUGAAGCAGAAGGCUGAGACCAUGAAGCUGGAACACUGUGAGAAGCUGCACCGCUUUGUGGGCCGCCAGAGGGGCAACUGAAGAAGGGCAUCUCUGGCAUAUCAGCAAUGGCUUAACCAGAUAAAGCAUGUCAGUGUUGAAUCUGUUCAGGUCACUUUGUUUGAAGAGAGAUGGUACGAUGUGGAACGGUGCCCAUUUGCCCUGUUGCGUAGGUAACAGCAUGCUGAAGUGCAAUGGAGCUGCUGAAACGUACACUGUAAUGUGAACGUACACUGAAAUGUAGCCUCAUCAGAGGGUGUGUGUAUGUGCUGGUAACAGAGCUGGCUUAUAUUUCCUUACAUUAAGGAACUUGUGAUCAAGGCUUACUAUAGAUCCUGUACACACUCAUAUUUUAUUUAAUGUCUGUCUGAUUUUAGCAGUACAAUUGUUCAGAGCAAAGUAUUUAAUAAUCUUGUUUAUUUUUUGUGUAAUACAUUUUUAACUGUAGCUAACCACAUUUUUUUAGUUAUAAAAACCUUUUACCCUUAUAUUGGCGUAUAGAAAUUCUAUAUAGUUGCAAAUCACAAUAUGAUUAAAAACAUCUUCCAUAUUAAAUAGAUUUGUCUGUAUGAAGGUCAGUUUAAUUAUUUGAUGUAUUUUUGUCAUUGAUGUCACAGGGAAUUAGUAUUUUUUGUGUUUCAAAGAAGUUUCUGUGCACUAAAAUAUUGCCAAGUCAGUGUUUUUUUUUUUUUUUAAUCCAAUUGUGUAUUUUUCUCUACACAUUAGUUAUAACUAAUUUUUUAGUUGCAUGCAGCCCAAUUGGGGUUUUUUGGAGUUUGUUUUGUGUUGCACAGUGUUUGAAACAGUUGAUUUUAUUGCUCAUGUUAAUAGUUAAGUCAUAGAUGAACCUACUGUUAAUAUUUAUAAGGAGCUGUUUAUACUGUAUGUUGUUCCUUAUGCUGUACAACUCUAGUCCUGAAGUUCUAACCUAGAUCAUUUAACAGCCUGAACAUCAUUAUUAGCACUGUAACAUCCAGAGUUCAAAUCAGAGCCUGAGAGAUUUGGCUGACAUUGUGAGUUAAACUACUCGUUGCACUCUAUAGCCAAACCAGUAUUUGUUACUGGUGCUAAAUGAUAUUUUGUGCUGCUUUAAUAAAACACUAAACCUUC